AUGGAAAACCAAUGGACUUCGGGUCUUUUCAGCUGCAUGGAUGACGUCGAAACUACUUGCCUCACAUUUUGCUGCCCGUGCGUCACUUUUGGAUGGAUCGCUGAAGGAGCGGUAGGUUGUAAGAGAUGUGGGUUAUCUUACGUGCUGCGAAGUUUUGUGGUCGCCUUACCUUGCUUGUUAUCAUGCACUUACCGGACUAAGAUCCGACGCAAAUUCGGGUUACCAGAGUCUCCAGGUUCGGAUUGCCUCACUCACUGCUUUUGUGACCGUUGUGCUCUUUGUCAAGAAUACCGUGAACUCAAAAACCGUGGUGUUGACCCCUCUAUUGGGUGGGAUGGGAAUGUGCAACGGAAGAUGGCUGCUCCUAUGAGUCAGAAAAUGAUGGGUUGA
Messenger RNA from Camelina sativa (false flax), 390 nucleotides. RefSeq names its product protein PLANT CADMIUM RESISTANCE 7-like. The record is from RefSeq and is a predicted model, not a curated record. Lineage: Eukaryota; Viridiplantae; Streptophyta; Magnoliopsida; Brassicales; Brassicaceae.